AUGUUAAGAAUAUAUAAUUGGUUGGCAAGAUGCAGUUUAUCGCCAUAUCACUUCGCAUUGAGAUUUUACUCUAAAAAUCAGUGGCUUUUUAAUGAAUGUGACUUGUCUGAAAUGUAUGUACUUGGAAGUGGUCCAGGUGGUCAGUCAAUUAACACGACUGCCAAUUGUGUGGUCUUAAAACACAUUCCAACAGGUAUCAUGGUGAAGUGUCAGGAUAGUAGAGAGCUGGAAAGAAAUCGUGAAUUAGCGCGUCAAAGAUUAAAUGAUAAAUUAGAUGUACACUUUAAUGGGGAAAAUAGCCGAAUUCAACAACUUCGUCAUCGAGAAAAGUCGAAAGAACAUCAACUUUAUCUACGGUCUAA
Molecule: messenger RNA, 362 nt
Organism: Schistosoma margrebowiei
Lineage: Eukaryota; Metazoa; Platyhelminthes; Trematoda; Strigeidida; Schistosomatidae
Source: the annotation of a GenBank genome assembly